AUGUCAGGACAAAGGGAUGUCCCUCAGGUGAGCCGCAGGAUAAGUGAGGUUCUGCCCGACGAUCCCCAGGACGGUUCUAGCAGUGAGGAUGACUACAACAAGAAGAUAGAAGUUGUUUUCGACAAUGAGGUCGCCCGUCGUCGAAAAUCCUCCACUGUGCUUGCGGAAACUCCUGAAAUCGAGAAGCCGAAAAGGAUCCAAGCCGAGCGCACCAAAUCCCAGUGCUUGGUCCACAAGCUGGUCGAGAAAAGCUCGCUAACUCAGUCCAAAGUCGAAUCAAAGCUCGAACAGAUCGACGAAUUAGAGCCUGCAUCGAAGCUGGACGCCAAUGGACAGGCCUUGAGUAAAGAGGAGGCCCGUGCGACCGAGUCGCGCCUGCUCACAAAGAAACAACUGAGUGAUAUGGCCAUGAGUGUAAGGACAAUGGCGAAGAGGUUGGGCAAUCUAAAGGUCAAACUGAGGGUCCGAGCCAUCUUCCUGCUCACCAAGAUUUAUGACAAGACAUUGAUUGUCAAAACGAAAGAGGUGACGAGGUGGUUACUUUCCAAGGAUAGGUCCGUGCCUUACAUUGUGUAUGUCGAGGACAGCCUGAAAGAUAACCCGGCAUUCGAUGCUGAGGGCAUUUGUGCGGAAGACCCGUCCUUUCGCGAGCGUUUGAGGUAUUGGGACGCCGAGCUAGCUCGGAGGCAUCCCCAUACCUUUGACUUUGUGGUAACACUGGGGGGAGACGGGACAGUCCUUUAUGCGAGUUGGCUGUUUCAAAGAGUGGUACCACCUGUUCUAUCCUUUGCACUGGGCUCUCUGGGAUUCCUCACGAAAUUCGACUUUGAAAACUAUCAACACAUACUCUCACAGGCUCUCAAGGACGGAGUGACAAUCAGUUUGAGAUUGCGAUUCGAAGGCACUGUGAUGCGGACCCAUAAGCGAGUCGACGACGCAGAAAAUCGAGACAUCGUGGAAGAACUGAUCGGAGAGGAAGCCGAUGAUCGAAAUACCCACAGACCAGACCGGACGUUUGAGAUCCUGAACGACAUUGUGGUUGACAGGGGUCCAAACCCGACAAUGUCGACCAUUGAACUUUUCGGAGAUGAAGAACACCUUACGACUGUGCAAGCAGACGGGAUCUGUGUAGCCACUCCCACGGGAUCCACUGCCUACAAUCUUGCUGCUGGAGGCUCCCUGUGUCAUCCCGAGAAUCCUGUUAUUCUCGUCACCGCAAUCUGCGCCCAUACCUUAUCAUUCAGACCGAUCAUUCUUCCUGACACCAUUGUUCUUCGACUGGGGGUUCCCUUUGAUGCACGGUCAAACUCGUGGGCAAGUUUUGACGGGCGGGAGAGAAUUGAGCUAUUUCCAGGCGAUUAUGUGACCAUCUCGGCCUCUAGGUAUCCGUUUGCUAACGUCAUGCCGCCUGGGCGCCGAAGCGAAGAUUGGGUCAAUAGCAUUUCAAGGACUCUACAGUGGAACUCCAGACAACGACAAAAGGCGUUUCAUGAAUGGGACGGUGACGGGACGAUAAACGAGGCACGCACCAAGAAAUGA
Molecule: messenger RNA, 1539 nt
Organism: Fonsecaea erecta
Lineage: Eukaryota; Fungi; Ascomycota; Eurotiomycetes; Chaetothyriales; Herpotrichiellaceae
Exons: 4
Coding region: 1-1539 (512 amino acids)
Biological process (GO): NAD+ metabolic process; NADP+ biosynthetic process
Molecular function (GO): NAD+ kinase activity
Source: RefSeq, a predicted model, not a curated record